Betta splendens (Siamese fighting fish) is the source of this 1314-nucleotide messenger RNA. RefSeq names its product zona pellucida glycoprotein 3f, tandem duplicate 2 (gene zp3f.2). The coding region runs from base 182 to 1231 and encodes 349 amino acids. Gene Ontology annotation, biological process: egg coat formation; binding of sperm to zona pellucida; positive regulation of acrosome reaction. The record is from RefSeq and is a predicted model, not a curated record. The transcript has 10 exons. Gene Ontology annotation, molecular function: acrosin binding. Lineage: Eukaryota; Metazoa; Chordata; Actinopteri; Anabantiformes; Osphronemidae. Gene Ontology annotation, cellular component: extracellular matrix.
AAAUAUACUUCAGUUAUGAGUAGUUUUCCCUCCUUUCCUUUAUGUAGGAUAAUGCGUAUUAUUUCAUACGGCUAUUGUAUUUUGUGAGAAACAACUAGUGGUAGCGCCAGUACGACACCAGCACCAAUGUUGCCGCAAACAGGACGCGCAGAGUGUCCAACGUGUCGAUGAUUAUUCAGUCAUGCGGCUGCGUCUGUGUGUUAGUGUGACGGUACUGGUUGUUUUUGCCACUGCUACCGUUGAUGCAGAUAUUGAAGUAGCUUGUGAAAACAAUUCCGUAAACAUUACAUGGAGGAUCGGUGCAGAGCUGGUGCCAAACGCCGCUCGCUUCUUCCUCGGCAGCUGCAUGCCCUCCCAGCUGGAGAUCAUGCCCACUGGUGAAGGGGCCGUGCUGUUCAACUACCAGUUCACCGAAUGCAAAUUUAAAAGACGGAUAAGCGGAAAAAAUGUGACUUAUUUUAAUGAACUGACUUACAGACCUUAUGACAAGUCAAAACCUGCAGCCUUUGCUUAUCCCAUUAAGUGUGUUUAUAAAAGACCUGAGGGUUGGAAUUUCCCAAUUCUGAACCCUGGAGCGGGUGUUUCUGAAGGUCGAGGUAGUCUGAUCUUCCACAUGGCUCUCCUUAAUGAACAUUUGACAGGUGCAUCCAUGACCAACGUCGUCCAUCUGGGCUCUUUAAUGCCAAUAUGGGCGGCGGUGGAGCAAAAGUCUCACCAGCCUUUGGUGCUGCUCAUGGAGGAAUGUGUGGCAGCCGCUACAUCAGAGUUGCAGCCUGACAGCCAGGUUUACCCCAUUAUUGGCAAUAAGGGAUGUCUUCUGGAAAGCCUGAGGGGAACCGCGGUGUUCCUUCCUCGUUACCGCUCGUCUGCACUCAUCCUCUACAUACAGUCCUCCAGGUUUGGUCUUGGGGAGAAGGUGUACAUCCACUGUAAACUAGUUGCAUGGGAUCCUGAAGAUUUCAAUGAAAGCAAGAAAGCUUGUCAUUAUGUUAAGGAAUCUAGAAGAUGGGACCUGCUUGAUGACCCAUCUCAGAGCUCCAUCUGUAGCUGCUGUGACUCAACCUGCAAGUCCCACGCCAAAAGAGCAGCUAGCUGGGAUUCUCAGACCCUGAUGCACAAUUCAGUGUUGGGACCUCUGGUCAUUGUGGAUCCAUCUGCUUUCAAGGCCCUUGAACCUUCAGUUGAUCCAGCUGAGCUUUUGUCUAACAAAGUUCCUUUUGUUUUAACAUGAUGGAAUGUCUGAACACUGGACAAGGGGAUUAAAGUGGAAUAUUGUAAUCAAAACAGUUGUACAAUAAAAUAUUUUGUUGGGAA